Xyrichtys novacula (pearly razorfish) is the source of this 4809-nucleotide messenger RNA. NCBI's taxonomy places the organism in Eukaryota, Metazoa, Chordata, Actinopteri, Labriformes, Labridae. The record is from the annotation of a GenBank genome assembly.
GACGUUUAUUUUCAGCGCCCGUCGCACAAAAACAUUACAUGAAGCAGAAGAAUGAUAGAGGGGAAACCUGACGCACUACAUUGAUUAAAUUUUCAGUAUAGUUUUAUUCAGCGGUGUGAAGAUCUUGUACAGUAUAUCUACAGCAUACAACGACCUUAUGCAGCAUUUUGUUGUGCGGAUUUUCGAUAGAUUUAGCGGCUGCUGAGCCGACGUCUGUGUUUUUUUCAAUCAUUUUUUAAUUAAAUGUGAGUAAAGAAGGACCUACCUUCGAAGAUGGACAACAAAUCGCCUCUAAUGAUAGUCUAUAUCUGUGUCUAGCGGUCAUAUUUCAAGACUUAUAAACAGGAUAUUAAUAUUCAGGAGUUUUCCCAGUCAAAUUCAUUCCUCAAACCACUAAGGUGAAGAGUUGUAAUGAGAUCAUCUUCGUUUUUGUUUUCAGAUGAUGGAGGAUUUCUCUGGGUUGGCUCUUCCCCCUCUGUUUGGAGGACACAUCCUGGAGGCAGAGCUGGAGCCUGGUGGUGUGGAGCUGGGUCCCGGAGAGGUAACCUUAAAGAUCAUGCAAAAGGCCAGAUCGAUAUUAGGGUAUUGAAAGCUUCUGUUUGAAUGUAAAGACUGUUAAAUUUGUUGAUAUUGCGUUCAAAUCUAGAAAAGAAAGAAAAAAAUCAAAAUUGAUAAAAGGAAAAUCCCUAGAAAAAAAUCUUUGGCCUCGUUCAGUUGUUUCAUGAGGGGCCAGAAACCCGUGAUCCCUUUAAAAAGACACGGCUAAAUGUACAGCAGAGCUAUAAUAGAGAUGGUAAGGCAAGUGUAGUGCACAAAGCAGUAAUAAGACAGCUACUAGAUAUGUAAACAAUGUGUAUAUGGCUGAUAACAGAUGAGGAAAGUGGUCAUAGUGUGUGUGAAAUAUUGAUAGAAACAGUAAAUAUGUAUGUUACCUGCUGUGCAAAAAUAGGCUUGAAUUACAGAUUAAGACCAGGUAUUGAUGCUUUAAUUAGAAGAUUGGGUGCUCCAUUGGGCAGUAAGUGCCAGCACUUUACUGAAGUUAUCAGGCGGGCAUCUUUAUUCUCUAGCACUUAGUUGAGUUAGGUCCACAACACGUAAAAAGGCUCAACAGUUAGUGCUGGCAUCUCUGAGUUACCACCCACAACCCAUCCUAUCCACAAGCAGGCCCUCUUUGUGUUACAAAACAAACCCAUCAGCAUUGCCAUGUUCAACAGAACCAGCUUCAGUUUGCAAUAUUCAUGCUACCUACCCUACUACAUAGCCCCUAAAGACCCCUACGACCUAAAAGCAAUCAAAGACAUGAGCCUGUGGAGGGUUGUUUGACAGUGAACAGGGUAGGAGAAAGCCUGUUUUGGUCAGAGGUUACUCAUGCUGGGUUAAGCUGUAUCUUCUACUUACCCCCGUCCUUUUUUAAGGGAUAAGUGGAGAGGGAGGUGAUAAACAGCUUUAUCUUGUUGUUUUGGCUCCCCACUGACAUUGUUUCUUCCCAGUCAAGUAGAGCUGGAUGAAAAGAAAUACACAUUUUAAUCUAGCAUUAAUUCAUAUUAGAUAUCACAAAGUUGUUGUACUAGAAUCAGCAACAGAAAUGAUCUUUUUGUAAAACUAUGUUGGAUGACCUAGAUAGCCAGAUAGAAGGAAAAUUCAGGUGUUUCAUGACUUCCAGGUGGAGCUGGGUCCAGGGGGCAAUGAGCUGCUGGAGACUACAACACAAGAGGAUGAAGAGAGAAGAGCUCUUGAUAAGAGAAAAUAUCUGGCUCUGAACAGGAGAUGUAAAGAAAUUGAGCAGGUUUGUGCAAGCUUUAACAUGCGUCAGGAAAUGUGUGGUUCAUAAAAUGUAUCUGGAUUUUUUUUUAUUAACUUCCUGAUUGCUCACAGAUUUUCCCUGAUUGUUUUUUUUAACCAACAAUGGUUUCUAAAGUAUUGGUAUCCAUAUCAGCUGAUUCAGUUUUAGAAGUGCACAUGCAGGGCAGACCACAUUUCAUAACUACUUUUUUAGGUAUAUUAAUUCAGAAGAAUAUUCAGUCGAUUUCAUUAAACAUUGAGAUGGUGGACCUGUGUUGAUAAUACUGUUUCUGACAGUUAACUCAUUAUCUCUUCAUAUUUGUCUUUUCAGGUGAAUCAGAAGAUCCUUGGUCGUCUUCACCAGGUGCAAAGAAUCACACGCCGUUUGAAGAAAGAAAGACGGUAUGAAACUGUUUGACGCUUAUUUACAUCUUUCUCAGAGACGUUUCCUUCUUGAUCAUCAAUUUUGAGAUGAUGUUGAUGUUUCAGGUUUCUCAUGAAGACUUUAGAUGCUCAUGGAGAUGACUUCAGAAACGCCCAACUCACCAUACUUCUAGAGGUGAAAUUAUAUCAACUCAUGUGACCUUUUGGCAAAUCUCAUUAUGAAGCGAUGUAAUAAUUUUUCUCACCACCCAUGCCAUUUUAUUACCACAAGCUCAUGUUUGACAAAUGCACCAUGUGAAAAAUACCCAGAUUUCACAGGUUAGGGGCAGCUACUAUAAAGGCUAGAUCACCCUUGGAGGCCUGGAGCACAGGUGAUAUAGUUUUUCUUUCCUGUUAGGAGGUGAGCAGCAGCUUUUUAAACGGGCCGUAGGUGCUGAAAAAAUGACUCCUCUAAGCUCACAUGCAAAGAUUUGCAAGAGUCUUGAUGAGAUGUAACAAAAGAAAGUAUUAUCCUUUCAAACUCUGUAGCAGGGAGAGAAACCCUUUGCAUUGACUAUCAGUCUCAACAGAAGGAAGCUGGACUUCUGCCUGUCAAGUUUCAAAGCGCUGUCAAAACAAACACCAAAGCUCUUAACAAAAGAACGAAUACUAUCUACACAACAGCUGAACGUGCUUUCAUUUAAGUGUUCGCUGUGUCCAAACAAAAUGACGUCAGUUUUAUUCUCACUUAGUUGAAGAUUCAACAUCUUAUAGACAAUCAAGAAAUUGCUGCAUUCAGCUUCUACUUUUCAGUUUUAAAGGCAAGUGUUUUUGCACACCAUUGGCAAAGAAGUGCAAAAAGACAUUGUAUUUUUAGCAAAACAGGCCCCUGGGCCGCAUAUAUAGAGAAAAUAGGAUUCAAAACAGACUCUUAAGAGAAAUCACAAGUGAGAGGAGCUGUCUCAGAGACAAGAGGACUGUGUGAUCAACAGUGUUAGAAGCCGCUGUGAGGUCCAAAAGUAUAAGAAUAGCUGAGUCUCCAGAAUCAACAUCUAAACUCUCAUCAUUAAAAACUCUCAAAUUUGUAUUUUUAGUUUUGUUUAUAACCAGACUGAAACUUUUCACAGACAGCAUGUCAUGACUAAAAAAUGUCUGCAGCUGGCUGCAAAACAACUCACUCCAGAAUUUUACACAAAAGAUAGUUUAGAAAAAGGCUCGAAGUUCGAGAGAGCUGAAGGAUCAAGAUUUUUUUUUUUUGGCUGUACAAUUACAAGUUUAAAAGCUACUGAAACACCAUCAGAAACAAGGCAAAUAUUUGUCAGUGUAACAACAUUUGGUCCAUGAGUGUCAAAUACUUCCUCUAAGAGAUAAAUGGGAAUGCUCUUGAAGAUAUUUUGUGGUUUUACAUAAUUACAGAAAGCAUAAGAAAGUCUGACAUAAGCUGAGCAAAAGUUACGCGUUUCAUUUUAGUUUUUCAGUAUUUUCUGCUGAUGGAGUACAGGCUGUCUUUUUAUUAAAUCAUUAAAUUGAGAUCCAAUUAAAUUAUAAUGUAAAGUACAUAUCAAUUUAAUCUUGAAUAUUGACCAUAAGUGAAUGAAUCUGUGAGGAGUGUUUAUUUACGCAGUUGUUAUCUUAUAUUCAGAGCUUGACUGAAAUGACCAAGAAUCUGCAGCUACUGUGAUGCUUGAAUUUGAAUGAUAGAAACCCAGCCUGUCUGCUUUUUAUGUUUCUGUUACUUUUUAAAUAUUAUUAUAGAAAUACUCAAGUUCCCUCACCGCAUGCUAGAAAUUGUCUGCUCUGUUUGUUCCAGGAAGAGUCAGGAGCACAUUUAGAUCCCGCAGCUGGAGCUGAGGACGACCGGCUCAAUGGUGUGUCUGGUUCUGCUUCUUCUACAUCUUUGCACCAUACUACAGGACCAAAAAAGAGGAGGCACAGAAUUCCCCGGCAAGACAAAGAUAAAGAUCAGGUAUAUUCAUGCUCCAGUUUUUCUGUUGGACACAAUUUGCACUGUACCUUGUCUUGAAAUGGUGUUUUGAAAUGUCUAUACAGUCUAUGUCAGUUAUGUGACAACGCAGAUUAACGAUUUUCUGUCAACUUGUUUUCUGCUCUCUUUUCCAGUCUGAAGCUGAUAUGUCCGUGUUGGCAGACACACAGUUUGGAGAAAUGCCCAGUCCAACCUCACUGUCUCACUGAUUGUUGCACCUCCUUGAAUGUGAUGAUGACAAAACGAUCACAGCACCAAAUUUCUGUAAUUUUUCAAAAGACACACAAUCUCCUUUAUUCUGCCGGGUUUUGCACUGUGUGUAAUUUUACUUGAAUGUUAUGAGCUCAUUGAAUUAACUUACAGUAAAAUGUAAUUUACUGGUACAUUUAUACAUAUAUUUCAAAUACAUUAGUUUCUAACUUCAUGUUUUUUACUGACAACAUAUAAUUAUGACCAGUAAUAAAUCAUACAUGUUCAUGGACAUUUUUUCUUAGGUUUUUAUCUACCCAGACAGUGCAGUUAUACAAGGAUACCAGCGCUUUAAUAAUUUCUUUACAAUAGAUGUUAACAAAUAUUUGAUGGUUUAUUAUUUUAGGCAAAGGGAGUCUUGACCAACAUUUGAGAAGGAUCAUUCACACCCCUUCACAAAUCUCUUUGAUUAACAUUCUGUGACAUGCAAA